This is a messenger RNA of Echinops telfairi (small Madagascar hedgehog), 2863 nucleotides long. RefSeq names its product cadherin related family member 1 (gene CDHR1). NCBI's taxonomy places the organism in Eukaryota, Metazoa, Chordata, Mammalia, Afrosoricida, Tenrecidae. Gene Ontology annotation, biological process: homophilic cell-cell adhesion; cell morphogenesis; cell-cell junction assembly. The transcript is spliced from 17 exons. Gene Ontology annotation, cellular component: catenin complex; adherens junction; plasma membrane. Gene Ontology annotation, molecular function: cadherin binding; calcium ion binding. The coding region runs from base 1 to 2397 and encodes 798 amino acids. The record is from RefSeq and is a predicted model, not a curated record.
AUGAGGUGUGGUCCGCGGGCUGCCCUGGCCCUCGGGCUGCUGUGCUUCGGCCUGGGGAGUGGGUGCUCCGGGAGCGCCUCCCUGAUGCUGGUGCGCUGGGCACUGGGUCCCCGCUGCCUCCCCAGCCAGGGCGUGGGGGUGGGUUCUCACGUGUACACAUUGAACGGGACCGACCCCGAGGGACAGCCCGUGUCUUACCACAUCAGCUUUGACCCCAGCACAAGAAGUGUCUUUUCCGUUGACUCCAAGUGUGGAAACAUCACCUUGGUGGAAGAGCUGGACCGGGAGAGGGAGGAUGAGAUCGAAGCCAUUAUCAGCAUCUCUGAUGGUGUGAAUCAGGUGGCAGAAAAAGUUGUGAUCUUGGUGACUGAUGCCAAUGAUGAGGCGCCCAAGUUCAUCAAUGAGCCAUAUGUCAUCCUGGUUCCCGAGGACACGCCUGCCGGGAGCAGCAUCUUGAAGGUCCAUGCGGUGGACAGGGACACGGGCUCUGGAGGAAGCGUCACCUACUUCCUGCAGAACUCGCAUGCCACCCCGUUUGCCAUGGACCGCCACAGCGGCGUGCUGCGCCUGCGGGUGGGGACCACUCUGGAUUACGAGAAGGCCCGCGCCCACUUUGUCACCGUGGUGGCCAAGGAUGGUGGGGGAAGGCUCCGAGGGGCCGAAGUCGUGUUCUCAACCACCACCACCAUCACAGUCCAAGUGGAGGACGUCCAAGACACAGCCCCUGUCUUCGUGGGCACACCCUACUACGGCUACGUGUACGAGGACACUCUUCCGGGCUCGGAGGUGCUGACAGUGGUGGCCACGGAUGGAGAUCGGGGCAAACCCAACAACGUUCUCUACAGCCUCGUGAAUGGGAGCGAAGGAGCCUUUGAAAUUAAUGAGACAUCUGGAACCAUCUUGGUCACACAGAGCCCUGCCCAGCUCCGGAAAGAAGUGUAUGAGCUGCACAUACAGGUAACUGAGAUCAGCUCUGCAGGGCAGCCGGCUGCCCACUCCACCGUCCCAGUCACCAUCAGGAUUGUGGACCUCAACAACCACCCCCCAACAUUCUACGGAGAGAACGGACCCCAGAACAGAUUUGAGUUGUCUGUAUUUGAGCAUCCACCCCAGGGGGAGAUCCUUCAAGGUCUCAAGAUCACCGUCAAUGACUCAGACCAGGGAGCCAAUGCCAAAUUUAACUUGCGGCUGGUGGGACCUGGCGGCAUCUUCCGAGUGGUGCCUCAGACAGUCCUGAACGAAGCCCAAGUCACCAUCAUUGUGGAGGACUCGGCCGCCAUUGACUUUGAGAAGUCCACUGUGUUAACCUUCAAGCUCCUGGCCAUUGAGGUGAACACUCCAGAGAAGUUCAGCUCUACAGCCGAUGUGGUGAUCCAGCUCCUAGACACCAAUGACAAUGUCCCCAAGUUCACCUCCAACUACUACAUCGCCAGGAUCCCUGAAAAUGCUCCAGGGAGCUCCCACGUGGUGGCUGUCACGGCUGUGGAUCCAGACACAGGCCCCUGGGGCAAAGUCAAAUACUCUCUCUCUGGGACUGGGGCUGAACUGUUCCUGAUCAACCCCUCCACGGGGAUCAUCUACACCCAGCCCUGGGCCAGCCUGGAUGCUGAGGGAACGUCCAGGUAUAACUUCUACGUGAAGGCGGAGGACGCGGAGGGCAGGUCCAGCCUGGCUGAGGUCUUCCUCACACUGCUGGAUGUCAACGACCACUAUCCCCAGUUUGGACAAAACAUUCAGGAGAAGACCAUGGUGCUGGGGACCCCACUCAAAAUUGAGCUCGAGGUCCAGGCCAAGGACCGCGGCUCUCCUUCGUUCAGUACCACAGCCUUGCUCAGGAUUGACAUCACAGACACUGAGACCCUGUCCGGGCACCCCAUGGCCGCCUUCCUGUUGCAGACUAAAGACAACCCCAUGAAGGCUGUGGGUGUGCUGGCCGGCAUCAUGGCGAUCGUGGUAAUCAUAACCGUGCUCGUCUCCACGGCCACCUUUUGGCGCAACAAGAAGUCCAACAAGAUUCUGCCCGUCCGGCGUGUGCUUCGCCAUCGGCCCCGCUCCACACCCCGUACUGUCCGCACCGAGUGGCUCAAGUUCAGGAGAGCGAAACCUGCGGCCAAGUUUGUGCUCCAAGAGGAUACUCCCAAUGAGAACUGCAACAACAACAGACUGGGGGGCUCACUUCCCCCCCUAGCUCCAGUCCCCCCACCCCCACCCAGAGUGGUGCCUACCAUGGGCACGGCCCCCUGGACUGUGCCUACAGUCUCUGGCUCACUGACCCCCCAGCAGGCCCAGUGGUCACCAAAGCCAAAGCCCCUGGGAAGCUCUGUCCAGUCAGCUCUGGUCUCGGAGCUCAAGCAGAAGUUUGAGAACAAGAGUAGAGACAAUAAGGCUUACUUCUAGAGUGUGUCCUGGCCUCCUGCCCCCAGGUGACUGCUCUGCUGCUUGGACCACGAUCCCCAUCCUUUGCUCUUUAGGGCCCCCCCACUCCCCUGCUCCAUACAAUGCUGGAGCUCCACUCUGAGAGCCCUGACAUCCCUUUUCUCUGACUAUCAGGCACAGUUUUCCAGUAUUUCCCUGUUACCCACCAUGGUGACACUGCCACACGGCUCUCUCUUUCGCAGAGGCUGGGAACCAACUGCGUGUGUCUGCCCUCCCCGCCCUCAGCUCCUACUGGAGCCUCAGCGCCCUUGGUCGGGCAGCAUAAUGUUAGCCAUCUGGGAUAAGGCCAAUUAGAAUCUGGAUGUUAGAGGCGCCCGUGGAGAGCAGAGCAGGAGAGGGGGCUCAGUCCUGGCUAAGGUUGGAAGACGGCAAACCCUAAGAACUGCAGAACAAAUGUAGAGUGUGGCGGUGGGGGGAAAGGGGUGGG